ACCAAACCAAUACCCGGACAUCGCGGCGCUUUUUCCCAGCGGAGCCACAAGAGUCUUUGGAUGUACCUCAGGUCAGGUACAGGUACCUACAGCUUCUGGUGAUCAGCCUUACGAGGUUCACCCCACAGUCUGUCGAAGCAGGCACGCACGCACGCACGCACCCAUGAAGCGGGGAGGCGCGGUGCGCACGCGAACAGCUCUUCAUCCAUGGAUGCGGAGGCCGGACACGUUGGGCGGCGACAUGACGGGCGCGACGAGCACGACGACGACGAGGCGGCGGCGGUGGUGGUAGAGGAGGACGAAGACGGAGCGCAACAGGAGAAGAAAAGGCCGAUGGAAUUGCCAGCUGACCUGCCGCGAUCACUGGAUGACCGCCAGAGUUACAGCUAUGGUCCCCCUCAAGAGACAGAGUACUACGAUGCAUGGCAGGGCCAAUCGCAGUUUCUGACUGCACCAACCAUUGCGAAACCUUUCAAUCUCUCCUUGAACGAGCCCGACGAUGACGCCUUUGAGAGAGACUUUGGCCACGACGACGUGGGCGUGGCCGAGAUGAUGGCUAUCCACGCGCGGAAGCAGAGCGAUGCUGCCGAGAGCCAGGAGGAUGACAUCUUGCACGACGACAAGCUGAGUCGGGAGGAAAAGGCGCAGGCUCUGCAGGACUUUCUCUUCAUGGCCGCAAGCAACGGCGAUUCGGCAAGAGUGCACCGACUAGUGCGGGGACCGGCCUCGAAGUUCACUCAGAUAGACGGCGUGGAUGCAGAAGGGACACCACCUCUUGUCUAUGCAAGCUGCUUUGGACACAAGGAUGUCGUACAGACACUCUUAGAUGCCGGCGCCACAGUCGAUUGCCAGGACAAGAAUCAAUGGACAGCGCUCAUGUGGGCCAUCACCAACUCCCACAAGGAUAUUGCCAAAAUACUGCUGGACCAUGGAGCCUCCACCGAUGUCAAGUCUUCGAGCGGAAGGACGCCUCUGGACUUUGUGCCUCCUGGCGGGGAAAUGUCAGACUUCUUACAGGACAGUGGUUACAGGAUUGGUACCGUCGGAGUGACGGACGACUUCUACAACGCGGGCUUCUCACAAGAUCGGUUUGAAGAGGAGUUGGCAGAAAGUGAGCAGAGGCGGCGCAUGAUGAUGGAGAGUGCCAUCAACCUGGAAGUCGACUUGGGAAAUCUGGGUCUGGACGAGACCCCAGAAUCUCCCGAAGACUUUGAAGACACCGAUGAAUUCGACUGGACACGGUGUCUCAAUGAUCAGAUGUUUGUGUUUGUUGAGAACGACAUUGAGCGGAUACUGGACGUGGUGAUUACCAAGAUGACACCGCAAAGAUCAGCGACGCAGAAGCCGGUACCUGCCAACAUUGUGUUCCUCGGCGCGCGAUACGCACACUAUCACUCCAGCGCGGAGCUGCUCACAGACUGGCUCGCCACUGCGCAGGACAAGAUAUAUGAUAUCGUGGACCGCAACCAGUGGGACAUGACCAUGCUAGCAUUCUGGCUGUCCAAUGCUACGCUAUUGCUCUACUACCUGAAGAAAGAUACGGGCUUGACAGAAGCCACGACGCAGUUCCAGGCACAAAUGGCAGAGCUCGUCCACGAGAUCUACAUCCUCAUCAUACGGGACGCUGAGCGUAGAAUGGACAAGGUGCUAGAUGCCGCUAUGCUGGACCACGAGACGAUACCAGGUUUCGAAGACAUCACCUUUCAGAACGAGUGGAAGUUCCUGAAGAAGAAGAAUACCGUCAAACCCGAGCCGAUGGAGAAACGCUUCCGGCCACCCUCACCGAAACGCAAGGCCCAGAUUUCGCCGCGGAACAUCACAUCGCUGUUAUCAUCGACGCUUUUCGUGCUAGAUCUAUACGAUGUGCAUUCUGUGAUUAUUGCUCAGGUACUGUCACAACUAUACUACUGGCUAGGCGCAGAAAUCUUCAAUCGGAUAAUGUCCAAUAAGCGCUACCUGGCCAGGACCAAGGCGAUGCAGAUCCGCAUGAAUAUCUCCAUGCUCGAAGACUGGGCGCGAACGAACAACAGACAGCCCGAGCACUAUGCCAAUGGCGAAACGACAGCCACCGGCGAGCCCACAGUAGAGACAGCCCGACGGCAUCUAGGCCCUGUGGUUCAGCUCCUGCAAUGGCUUCAAUGCUUCUCUUCUAUGGGCGAAGAUCGUGACGGAAUGGAAACGACUCUCCAACAACUACCCAAUCUAUCUAUCAAGCAGCUUUUGCAUGCCGUGAAACACUAUCGCGCAGAGGUUGGCGAGAAAUCGCUGACGCGUCCUGCACUUCGACAUAUCGAAGAAGUCAAGAGUAGACCCAAAGCACCGCACCCUUCGUUCCGAACAAGUGGUGCUGGCAAAGAGCUUCCAUCGACUCCUACCACACCCGGAGGAGCCCAACAACCCAAUUCUCCUCGCAAUGGCGCUUCUCCCUUGCCACCGGGUACGCCCACCUACGACAAUGAAGAAGACGUUCCCGAAAGUAAUCUCCUCAACCCUGCCCUCUUGCUGCCUUUCCACUUACCCACUAGCACGGACAUGCUCAUAUCGUAUGGAUCGGGCUUUGGGGGUGUGAAUCGCGAACGAGAAAGACGCUAUAUUCCAUCUGUUCCACCGGAAUUUCUACAGAAGCUGGAUCCGGGAGCUGGAAUCAGUCAAUCGAGGAACAACCUGUACGAAGGCGUGGAUCUGGGGAAUGAUAGCUCGUAGGAGGGCGUUUGGAGGGUCAGGAUGACUAGGCAUUUGAGGAGCGUACGAGAUCAUUUUUGGACAAAACAAGAGCGGUGAUUUGCAUGGGGGUUAUAGACGGAAAAACAGAUCGUGAAAUGGAUUGGAAACAUCAUUCAUUGAGUAAUGUCACCAUCGCGGAGCUUCUGAUUGUUGCUUAUGAGCAUGUUGGAGACACAGUCAGAGAGAGAGACAGAGAGAGCGAGAAAAAGAAAAGGCGAUUGAUUGACAGAUUCGUAGACCGUUUCAAAUCCGCAUAUCAGUCAAUCUUGAUGAUUU
Messenger RNA from Sphaerulina musiva SO2202, 3000 nucleotides. RefSeq lists its product as uncharacterized. Gene Ontology annotation, molecular function: GTPase binding. The transcript is spliced from 2 exons. Bases 208 to 2703 code for a protein of 831 amino acids. NCBI's taxonomy places the organism in Eukaryota, Fungi, Ascomycota, Dothideomycetes, Mycosphaerellales, Mycosphaerellaceae. The record is from RefSeq and is a predicted model, not a curated record.